Molecule: messenger RNA, 1998 nt
Organism: Lemur catta (Ring-tailed lemur)
Lineage: Eukaryota; Metazoa; Chordata; Mammalia; Primates; Lemuridae
Gene: MBP
Product: myelin basic protein
Exons: 10
Coding region: 242-1240 (332 amino acids)
Biological process (GO): myelination
Cellular component (GO): neuronal cell body; cell periphery; internode region of axon
Molecular function (GO): structural constituent of myelin sheath
Source: RefSeq, a predicted model, not a curated record
GCGCCGUCAGUCACCGCCGCCGCGCUCCAGCGAGGACGAGCCUCUGGCCCUGGCGGCCCCAGUUUCCCGACCCCGGAAGGCGGCGCCGGCGGCACAGAGCCCCUGCGCUGCCCGAGUUUGGCGCAGGGACCAGCUUCCCGGGCCCGGGCGUGAGAACACGGCCUGGGACCCCGCUUUGCCCCUCGGCCUCGGAGCAGCGAGCACAGAGCCGCACCCGAAGAGCCUGUGGUAGCAGUUCAGGAUGGGAAACCACGUGGGGAAGCGCGAGCCGCACGCCGAGAAGGCCGGCACGGAUGCUGAAACUAACAGAGGAGACUCUGAAAAAAAGAGAAACCUCAGCGAACUUUCCCAAGCGGCCUCGGAAGACAGCGACGUGUUCGGAGAGGCAGAUGCGAACCAGAACAAUGGGACCUCCUCUAGGGACACAGCGGUGACAGACUCCAAGAGCACAGCGGACCCAAAGAAUGCCUGGCAGGACGCCCACCCAGCUGACCCGGGGAGCCGCCCCCACUUGGUCCGCCUCUUUUCCCGAGAUGCCCCGGGGAGGGAGGACAACACCUUCAAAGACAGGCCCUCCGAGUCUGACGAGCUCCAGACCAUCCAAGAAGACAGUGCAGCCGUGUCCGAGGGCCUGGAUGUGAUGGCGUCACAGAAGAGACCCUCCCAGAGGCACGGGUCCAAGUACCUGGCCACAGCAAGCACCGUGGACCAUGCCCGGCUUGGCUUCCUCCCGCGGCACAGAGACACGGGCUUUCUUGACUCCAUCGGGCGCUUCUUUGGCGGUGACAGGGGUGCACCCAAGCGGGGCUCUGGCAAGGUACCUUGGCUAAAGCAGAGCCGGAGCCCUCUGGCCCCUUAUGCCGGCAGCCGGCCUGGGCUGUGCAACAUGUACCAGGACUCACACCACGCGGCCAGAACCACCCACUACGGCUCCCUGCCCCAGAAGUCCCAGCACGGCCGGGCCCAAGAGGAAAACCCCGUAGUCCACUUCUUCAAGAACAUUGUGACACCUCGCACGCCUCCUCCAUCGCAAGGAAAGGGGAGAGGACUGUCGCUCAGCAGAUUCAGCUGGGGGGCCGAAGGGCAGAGGCCAGGAUUUGGCUACGGCGGCAGAGCGUCCGACUAUAAAUCAACCCACAAGGGAUUCAAGGGGGCCCACGACGCCCAGGGCACGCUGUCCAAGAUCUUUAAACUGGGAGGAAGAGACAGUCGCUCUGGAUCCCCCAUGGCCAGACGCUGAGCCCAUCUUGUUCCAGAUCCUGCCCUCUGCUUCUAGACAUAACUGCCUUAAAACGUUACUACCCGCACAUGGAUUAGCUAGUUAGAGCACAUGACCUCCCCCUAACUCCUGUUGAGUUGUGCGCACAGCAGGGUCAGGCACACGGCGUCCCACUAGCAAUUUCUGGCCAAAAGUUAAAUGGAGAAAAAGAAAACAGAAAAUGAUUAAAACAGUCACUUCACGUCUGAGGAGUGCAUUUCCCGGGAGUGCCCACUCCCCAACACGCGCCCCCAGCAGCACACGGCUCCCCCAGGUCCGCGUGCACGGAUGCCCCCCAGGCUCACCCCUCCAUCCUUGGACUUGCUUUUCGCCGUGACCGCAGCCCCCCGAGCUUCCGCCGAGCACUGCCAUGGACGCACACCGCUGUAGGGACAGAGAACGCGACGGGCGGGAGGACUGUUGUGAUCCAGGCUUCUUCGGUUUUCUUUUCCGACCCUUCUCUCACCUCCUAAAGUGUAUUUAUUUCUCCUAACAGGAUUAGACAGUCAAGGAGUGGCUUACUACCGUGGGAGCUUUUGGUAUGUGAAACGCGGGCCCGGGCGGCUGGUAGAGUCCAACGUGGGCAGCACAGAGAGGGGGGCGCGCCUCCAGGCCGCGGCUGCCCACACCCCACUUAGCUGAAUUCGUGCGUGGCAGAGAGAGGACAGGUGGCAAGCGCGGGCUGGGCACUGGCCUCAUACAGGAAACGGGGCCUGCUUGGAAACUGGGUGACGGAGACG